AUGUUGCUGCUAUUCUCUCUUUCUCUGUUGCUGGUGUGUGGUAAUGUAGCCAUGGCAGCAUCGAGUUCAAGCAGUAACACCUCCACGGAGAGGCAGAUUAGUCAGACACCAACAUGGGCUGUUGCCAUUGUUUGUGCUGUUAUCAUCAUCAUUUCUAUUUUCUUGGAAAAAACUCUUCACAAACUUGGAACUGUUCUUACAGAGAAGCACAAUGCGGCUUUGUUUGAAGCCCUUGAGAAGGUCAAAUCUGAGUUGAUGGUUCUGGGAUUCAUUUCGCUCAUACUCACUUUUGGGCAGAAGUACAUUAUCAAGAUAUGUGUCCCUUUCAAGGUUGCAGCCACUAUGCUGCCUUGCGUAUCAGAUAGUGUGAAUGAUGGAGAGUCAAGUAGCGAAUCAGAACAUCGUAGACGACUCUUGUGGUUUGACCAUAGAUACUUAUCUUCUUCAAGUACAACUACUCCUGCAUGCAAGUCGGGGUAUGAACCGCUUAUAUCAGCAGAAGCAUUGCACCAAUUACACAUUCUCAUAUUCUUUUUAGCAGUCUUUCAUGUCUUAUACAGUGCUGUUACCAUGUUGCUUGGGAGGCUAAAGACUCGGUGCUGGAAGAAGUGGGAGCAGGAGACUUCAACCCAUGACUAUGAAUUCUCAAAUGACCCUUCUAGAUUCAGACUUACUCAUCAAACAUCUUUUGUAAGAGCACACACCAGUUUCUGGACCAAGCUUCCUAUCAUCUUUUAUAUUGGAUGCUUCUUUCGACAAUUUUUUAGGUCUGUUAGUAGGUCUGACUACUUGACGUUGCGUAAUGGAUUCAUCAAUGUUCAUUUAGCUCCUGGAAUGAGAUUUAACUUCCAAAAAUAUAUUAAACGAUCAUUAGAGGACGACUUCAAGGUAGUGGUGGGAGUAAGUCCUGUCUUGUGGGCAUCAUUUGUGCUUUUCUUGCUUGUAAACGUUAAUGGAUUGCAAGCAUCAUUUUGGGCAUCCUUAAUCCCUGUGAUUAUAAUCUUAGCUAUGGGAAUGGAGCUUCAAUCCAUUUUGACACAGAUGGCUCUUGAAAUUACAGAAAGACAUGUGUUGGUGCAAGGGAUGCCACUUGUACAGGGCUCAGACAAAUACUUUUGGUUUGGUCGGCCUCAUUUAGUGCUUCAUCUCAUUCACUUUGCUUUGUUUCAGAAUGCUUUCCAGAUCACAUAUUUCUUUUGGAUAUGGUACUCUUUUGGAUUGUAUUCUUGCUUCCAUUCUAAUUUCAAGCUUGCAAUAUUGCAAAUUGUUUUCGGGGUUGUGGUCUUGGUUCUAUGCAGCUACAUCACACUUCCUCUAUAUGCCCUUGUCACUCAGAUGGGUUCACGCAUGAAGAAAUCAAUCUUUGAUGAACCAGCAUCCAUAGCCCUCAAGAAGUGGAGCUUGGCAGUGAUGAAGCAGAGAGCGGCACUGAAGAAGCGGAAGCGAGGAAUGUCCCCAACCGGAACGCCAGGGGAAAGUGUAAGCCCAAGCCCUUCAACAGUGCACUCUCAAGGAGGACACAAACUACAACGUUUCAAAACAGCAGGUCAAUCUACACGCUCAUACACCUGUGACGACAAUGAGGCAUCUGAUAAUGAUGCUGAUCCAUCAUCACCGAAAUCACCAACAGGCAGCUUUGUUAUAAAUGUGGAUAAAAAUAACGAUGGAGUAAUUGAAGUAAAUGAACCCCAUCAUGGAGAAGAUAACAGCAAUGAAGGUGACUUCUCAUUUCUGAACCUUGCUCUGGCGAAUGAACCAUGAUAUAGUUUCAGCGUUGGUAUAAACUUUGA
Pistacia vera is the source of this 1790-nucleotide messenger RNA. RefSeq names its product MLO-like protein 10. The transcript is spliced from 15 exons. Bases 1 to 1761 code for a protein of 586 amino acids. Gene Ontology annotation, cellular component: membrane. Gene Ontology annotation, biological process: defense response. The record is from RefSeq and is a predicted model, not a curated record. NCBI's taxonomy places the organism in Eukaryota, Viridiplantae, Streptophyta, Magnoliopsida, Sapindales, Anacardiaceae.